AUGACGGUGCGGAGAGGAAAGAAGCUCAGCAUCUCCAUCCAGGAACACAUGGCCAUCGACGUCUGCCCCGGCCCCAUCAGACCCAUCCGACAGAUCUCCGCCUACUUCCCCCGCCUGUCCCCCACCUCCCCCGGCCCCGUCCCCGGCGGCGUGGCCUCCGGGAUGGGCGGGGCUCACCUGCUGUCUCCUCUGCUGGCCCACGGCCGGCACGGCGGCGUCAGCGGCGGCGGGUCGUUGUCUCUGACCAGCAGCGUGGACACGUCGGUGGAGAUCAACAGCUCCGACAGUGACGACUGCACUGCUCUGGGAACGCUGGAGUUUGAGCUGAGAUACGAGCGGAGCUCCAGUGAACUGCACUGCACCGUGCUCCGGGCGAAGGGUCUGAAGUCGAUGGACUUCAACGGUUUGUCCGACCCGUACGUCAAACUUCACCUGCUGCCCGGAGCCUGUAAGGCCAAUAAGCUGAAGACGAAGACGAUCCGUAACUCUCUGAAUCCGGUGUGGAAUGAAACGCUCACUUACGUCGGGAUCACAGAAGAAGACAUGCACAGGAAGACGCUCAGGUUGACAGUGUGUGACGAGGAUAAGUUGACUCAUAAUGAGUUGAUCGGAGAGUCCCGGGUUCCUCUGAAACGAGUGAAACCCGACCAGACGAAACAUUUCCACACCUGUCUGGAGCACCCCCCCCCGCUCCCCUCUCCGACCGCGAUGGGUGAAGCCCUUCGAGGAAUAUCCUGCUACUUAAGAGAGCUGGAACAGUUAGAGCAGCUGCACAGCCUGGAGGAGAGAGGUCGUCUUCUUCUCUCCCUGCAGUUUCUGCCUCCGCUCAGCCGUCGUGGUGGAGGUCUCUGUGUGGGAGUGAAGCGAUGCGCCCACCUGGCAGCGAUGGACGUCAACGGGUUCUCUGACCCCUACGUCAAAAUAUACCUGAAGCCCGACAUACAGAAGAAAUCCAAGCACAAAACAUCAGUGAUUAAAAAGACCCUCAACCCUGAAUUCAACGAGGAGUUUUUCUACGAGAUCUCGCUGUCGGAACUCGCCAACAAGACUCUGGAGGUGACGGUGUGGGACUACGACCUGGGACGCUCCAACGACUUCAUAGGAGGCGUCUGUCUGAGCUGUCACACGCAGGGCGACGGCCUCCGUCACUGGAUGGACUGCCUGAAGAACAAGGGCAGCCGGGUGGAGCGGUGGCACAUCCUGACCAAUGAGCUGCCCCGAACCCUCAGCCACGACUAACCCCGGCAUCCAGGGGUCACGUGGUUUAACCUAGAGCCUCUUUUCUGGUGGACGAACCGGAGAGCAGCUGCACCACAAGAAUCAGCAGUGAAUGAGAGCGUUUGAUAGCGAGAGCCGCCAUGACGGGUGGAGAAGCAGCGUGAUGUUGUGUGCCUUCAUCAUUCAUCGGUGAGUCAUCCUCAAAAAGACGCUCCAUCAUUAGCACCAGCCUUCAUAUAUUGGACCGACGGGGUGGAGCUCACAAAGAUUGAAGAGAAACCACAGACUUGUUCUUGAGAUGCAAUUGCAUGUUUGUUUUCUAACAUAAAGAUCUGUUUUGUAAAUGAAGUAAAAUAUCUAAUUUCUAUUUCAGACUUCUGGUGUCAUGAUGCCGUCUGUGCAUGUUACAGUCAGAAUGGCAGUUUUUAUUUCUUUGUCUAUAUAAAUGAUGUUUCCAUUCAUUGUCAAGAGAUUUUUUUAAAGUGAACCUUUUGAAAUGUGGCAAAAAAUAAAUGUGAAUUAU
This is a messenger RNA of Anoplopoma fimbria (sablefish), 1741 nucleotides long. It is a transcript of the gene doc2a, whose product is annotated as double C2-like domains, alpha. The transcript has 13 exons. Gene Ontology annotation, cellular component: membrane. The record is from RefSeq and is a predicted model, not a curated record. Lineage: Eukaryota; Metazoa; Chordata; Actinopteri; Perciformes; Anoplopomatidae. The coding region runs from base 1 to 1239 and encodes 412 amino acids.